Molecule: messenger RNA, 372 nt
Organism: Strongylus vulgaris
Lineage: Eukaryota; Metazoa; Nematoda; Chromadorea; Rhabditida; Strongylidae
Source: the annotation of a GenBank genome assembly
AUGGAAGAGGCGGAGUCCACGUCCUAUACAACACUCACGGAUACUCAAGGUCAAGACAUGAGAAACGAAAUGAAAUGGCUGACCGCCAGCAAUGCGCUAGCGCUAGCGCUAACGUUAGCACUCACCCCUCCCCUCCUAGGUCGCGUUCUCCACCUCAGUGUGCUCGACGUCGUCUCGUACCAUACUGCGCCAACUGCCAAUUUACAUAGUUUUGAGAUUGUGAAUUCGCAUAUAAGACAGCUGGCAGAUGUGGUACGCGAGUCACCUGGGUGGAGUGGAUGGAUUUUUAAAAGGAGAUUUGAGGGAUAUAUUGGGAAAUAUUUGGGAUCAGCAGAAAAUUCUGUCGGUUGCAAAAGGACAUCCUAUCUUUAG